Messenger RNA from Candidozyma auris, 1092 nucleotides. RefSeq lists its product as uncharacterized. The transcript has a single exon. Gene Ontology annotation, molecular function: Hsp70 protein binding. Lineage: Eukaryota; Fungi; Ascomycota; Pichiomycetes; Serinales; Metschnikowiaceae. Gene Ontology annotation, biological process: protein refolding. Gene Ontology annotation, cellular component: cytoplasm. The coding region runs from base 1 to 1092 and encodes 363 amino acids. The record is from RefSeq and is a predicted model, not a curated record.
AUGUUGUAUCUGGCUGUCUUUCUUUUUUGUUUGGCGUUUAUAGCCGCAAUAGAUCCUUACGCAGUUUUAGGCAUCUCCCGUGACGCGGACGACAAAACCAUCAAAACUGCUUACAGACAGAUGUCAAAGCAGUAUCAUCCAGACAAAAAUCUGUCUCCAGAAGCACACGACAAAUUCAUUGAGAUAGGAGAGGCAUAUGAUAUCUUAAGUGAUCCACAGAAGAAACGAAAUUAUGAUCAGUUCGGCGAUCCCAAUGGAGCAGGUGGAUUUGGCGGUGCGGGCGGUGCUGGCGGUGCCGGUUUUGAUUUUGGUGAUAUGUUCAAUCAAUUCUUCCAAGGACAGGGUGGUUUCGGUGGCCAUGGUCAUCAGAGGAGGGUACAGAAGGGCCCUGAUACUCAAGUCAAUGUCAAUUUGCCCUUGAAAGAUGCCUUUUUGGGUAAAGAUUUAGAAUUUGAUGUCGAGAUGAACAACAUCUGCAGCAAGUGUAAAGGAAGUAGAUCUGCUGAUGGGAAGAAGCAUACUUGUUCGAAGUGUCAAGGGUCUGGUGUUGUCAUGAUGAGGAGACAAAUGGGCCCAAUCAUUCAGCAAUUUCAAUCUCAGUGUGAUCAGUGUGGCGGAAAAGGACAGACAAUAGCAAAGCCGUGCACCAAAUGCCAAGGUCAAGGUACGGAACGUGUAGCCAGGCACUACAAUAUUUAUGUAAGCCCUGGCACUCCGCGUAAUCAUCGCCACGUUUUGGAAGGUGAGGGUGAUCAAAGCCCUGACUUUGUUCCUGGAAAUAUGAAUAUCCAGUUUAAGGAUACACACACCGAGAACUGGGGUUUCCGUCGCAUAAAAGACCAUCUUUACAGGACAGAGCUUCUUACCAGUAAAGAAGCUAUUUCGGGUGGUUGGAGUCGCGAAAUCCCAUUUUUCGAUGGAGAGUCGGUAACAAUCAAGCGGAACAAGAAUGUGCAAGUCAUUGAUGGAGAGGUUGAGGUCAUCAAAGGGCAUGGAAUGCCGCUAUUCAACGAUGACCACGAGUAUGGUGAUUUAUUUAUUGAGUUUCGUGUGAUUCCCCUGGCGAAGCAUCACAGUAAAGAUGAGUUGUAA